Molecule: messenger RNA, 2388 nt
Organism: Knipowitschia caucasica
Lineage: Eukaryota; Metazoa; Chordata; Actinopteri; Gobiiformes; Gobiidae
Source: the annotation of a GenBank genome assembly
AUGUUCGGCCCCAGAGUCACUGAAGUGGGACACAGCUGCAGAGAAUCCUUGGAUUCAGUUUGUAUGAGUGCAAACCGCACAGAGCCUCAGAGCAGCAGCAGCUCACACUUCAACUUAAUCAGCGAGGGCAGUAACAGACAGAGCAGCCGUCCCUCUGCAGACAUGAAGGUCCUCUGGCUCCUCCCCCUGCUCUUCCUCGCUUCCUGUGAUUGCAUCAGAGGUCGUGAGUGGGCACAUCAUGGCGCCCCCAUGUUUGCCGAUCUGUCUGUGCGUGAACUUAAAGCUGUGCGCUCUUAUCUCCACAACCUCCCUGAGCUGGGCCUGACCAAUGCCCAGAACCCCAGCCUGAAGAAGAACAGUAUUCUCCUCAUGGAACUGCAUCUUCCCCGGAAGCAUGAGGCACUCCGAGCUCUCGACCGUGGGCAGGUCAGACCGUCCCGUCAGGCUCGGGUCGUGGUCCAGUUUGGGAAUCAGACCAAACCAAAUAUUACAGAAUACAUUGUCAGUCCUCUUCCUUCGCCAAACUCCCACCAAGUGAAAACCUUUAAAGGGAACAAACCAAUCCGCUUCGAGUCCAGACCCAUCACAAAGGUUGAAUAUUCGCACAUUGACAAAAUCCUAAGAAAGAUUUCCACAAAGAUUGAGACGCUCCUGAAGGAUCUGACCGGAGGGUUCUCUUACAACAACUGCACCGACCGCUGCUUGACUUUCUCUGACAUCGCUCCUCGAGGUUUGGAGCCUGGAGAGAGAAGAUCCUGGAUAAUGUUGCAGAAGUUUGUGGAAGGCUACUUCAUCCACCCAAUCGGCUUCGAGAUCCUGAUCAAUCACCAAAACCUCGAUCCAGAAAAGUGGACGGUGGAAAAGGUCUGGUUCAACAGCGUGUACUUCGACAGUGUUGAAGAACUCGUGGAAAAAUACGAAGCAGGAAAACUUGAGGAUUUCCCAAACCUUCCAGAUCAGGACGACAUUUAUUCAACAUACAUUCCUCGAGGAAACAGCAACACGCCGACAGACAUCCACGGACCCAAACUGGUGGAACCUCAAGGCCGUCGCUACCACGUGGACAGGAACUUUGUGGAGUACGCUGGCUGGUCAUUCUCUUACCGUGUGCGGUCCUCAGCCGGUCUCCAAGUUUUUGAUCUACGCUUCAACGGAGAGAGAAUCGCGUACGAAAUCAGCCUCCAAGAAGCCAUCGCCUUCUACGCAGGGGACACUCCGGCAGCGAUGCAGACCAAGUACAUCGAUGCAGGAUGGGCGAUGGGAGCCUCGUCCUUCGAGCUGGCGCCUGGGGUCGACUGUCCGGAAAUCGCCACCUUCGUAGACCUCUACCACUUCUUCGACACGGAUAAACCAGUGCGCCACAAGAACGCGCUCUGUAUCUUCGAGAUGAACACGGGGAUGCCGCUCCGAAGGCAUUUCAACUCAAACUUCACUGGCGGUUACAACUUUUACGGAGGUCUCGAGAAUAAUGUGCUCGUCCUGAGAACCACUUCCACCGUCUACAACUACGACUACAUCUGGGACUUCCACUUCUACCAGAACGGAGUCGUGGAGGUCAAAGUCAGCGCAACAGGAUACAUCCACGCCACGUUUUUCACCCCCAACGGACUGAAUUACGGCAGCAAAGUUUUCCACUACGUCCUGGGGAAUCUGCACACACACCUCAUUCACUUUAAAGUAGACUUGGACAUUGCAGGUCGGGAAAACAACUUUGAGACAAUUGACCUAAAAUACGUCAACUUCACAAACCCUUGGAGCCAAAAGCACUUUGUCGUUCAGUCCAAACUGCACCGGGUCGAGCACAAGACGGAGAGAUCUGCCGCCUUUCGCUUCGGCAAAAAGUUUCCGCGAUACACACACUUUUACAACCCGAGCGAGCUGAACAAGUGGGGCCACCACAAAGGCUACCGCAUCCAGCUCAACUCACACGGCCACUCUGUGCUGCCCCGAGGAUGGAGGGAGGAGGUCGGCAUCAGCUGGGCCAGGUAUCCUCUGGCAGUGACUCGACACAAGGACAGUGAGAGCAGCAGCAGCAGCAUCUACACUCAGAACGACCCCUGGGAGCCCACCGUGUCCUUCGAGGACUACAUCCGCAACAACGAGGACAUCGUCAAACAGGACCUGGUUGCCUGGGUGACGGUGGGCUUCCUCCAUGUGCCGCACUCAGAGGACAUCCCGAACACAGCGACUCCGGGGAACGCUGUGGGCUUCUUCCUUCGGCCGUUCAACUUCUUUGACGAGGACCCAUCGCUGUCGUCGCGCAGCACGGUGAUAGUGCGUCCUGGAGCCAACCGGGCCCCUGUGGUGCAGAGGUGGACCCCUGACACCGUGGGCCGCUGUGUCACUGAGGGGCCAUUCUCCUACGAUGGGACGUAUGAAGAAGUGUGA